Aspergillus versicolor CBS 583.65 is the source of this 2070-nucleotide messenger RNA. RefSeq lists its product as uncharacterized. Gene Ontology annotation, biological process: regulation of transcription by RNA polymerase II. The transcript has a single exon. Lineage: Eukaryota; Fungi; Ascomycota; Eurotiomycetes; Eurotiales; Aspergillaceae. The record is from RefSeq and is a predicted model, not a curated record. Bases 355 to 1995 code for a protein of 546 amino acids. Gene Ontology annotation, molecular function: RNA polymerase II cis-regulatory region sequence-specific DNA binding; DNA-binding transcription factor activity, RNA polymerase II-specific.
GGAAAAAGAGCAGUUUCCGUUUUCUGUUUCUGUCUGAGCUGGCGGUGGGCUUGCAAGUCAACUAUGUACAAUAGCUGUGCAUCCUUGUUAAUUCAAUGGUCACACGUAGGGCCUUUAAGGUACUACUGAGCACCUGCAGUCGUUUCCAGUACUUCUGGGUCUAUUUGAUCCUUUGCAGUCUUGCAGCCUUGUCUUGUUCUCGCCUGAUGGGCGCCUUGUGAUCUUCAGGCAUGUUUUUCCUGCUUCUCCAGGCGUCUUAUAUGCUUCCCCCGGCAGCCAAUUUCUGAUAUCCCCCCAUCUUAAUUCUUCAAUUGGCCUUUGCAGCCUUGUCCAUACUCCUGUGGAACGCCCAAGAUGAACCGUUCCAUCUCUACUUGUGGCUCUAUGCUAGACCAGUCCUCCUUCAAUCGCGACCUCUACCACCACCUCCCGUCUAGCUCCAGCUCCAGGACGCCAGAGACUCCUCCGUCUAUCUUCGACAGCUGGUCUGAUUCCAGCUCAAGCAGCCCAGAUGCAAAGAUACCUUAUCAUCAGCAACAACAACCAUGGGGUGUCGAGCCAGCGAUGAGCUGCUCUCUGUUUUCUUCCCACCCGCAGUCACCAAUCGAGCCUCCAUCAGAUGGCCUCCCCCGUAUAAUCCCCAGUACGGGCGGCCACGUCCCUGAACUGUCUGGGCCACCGAUGGCCCCUGGAUAUUCUUCAUCGAGGCAAUUGAGGCCUGAGAUGCGGCGCCUCCCCGCUGGCAAGGAUAUGUCGAAUUGGGUACACGCUGAGUCCCCAGAGGUGCCUCCGUCAUUCUUCUCCUUGUACAAGGCUCCCUCAUACUCUGUUGGACCUAGUUUCACCCCGCACUCGCAAGCGCCUUCUCCGCCGGCGAAUCCUACGAUGACAACAGGGUUAUCGCCCACGUCGACCAGCGCUCCAUACCACGCGCUUCCAUUAGGCGUGUUGAGCCCACCGCCCAUCAAGCUUAAGGCGGAUCGCGAAGCCGCACCACCAGCGAAUCCGGAGGAAACGGAGGAGACCAGUGCAGAUCCUCCAUACUCGCAACUCAUCUUCGAUGCGCUCGAUGCUGCACCCGGGAAGAAACUGCCCCUUCAGGGUAUCUACCAAUGGUUUGAGAAGAACACGGCCAAGGGGAGGGAUCCGGGCUCGAAGGGUUGGCAAAACAGCAUCCGUCACAACUUGUCGAUGAAUGCCGUAAGUAUAAUUAUUUCUAUGAUUUCGGUGGCUCUGCUGACCCCGGAGAUAUGGCAGGGUUUCGAAGCUGUUCGAGAAGAUCCCGUCCCAGGGAAGAAGCCCGUCAACUAUUGGCGCUUGACGGAUGAUGCAGCAGAGAACGGCAUCCAAUCUACAACCCGGUAUAGAAAACAGACAAAUUACAAAAAGUCUGCGGUGUCAGAUCCUCCAGCCCCUCAGCGUCAGCGCUCUGGAGCCAAGGGGGGUAAAGCAACUAAAAUCACCGCGAAGUAUCGAGGCCUCGCCCACAACAUGAAUAACAUGAGCCUGGAGGAAUACCGGCGAGAACGCGCAUAUCGCCAACAGCAACAGUUUCACCAUCUUCGAAGUCUUCAAAACUACUCUCACCAACAACAAUUGCAACAACAGCGACGCCUUCCCAAAGACUUCCUGCACGCCCAGUAUCUCCACCCAACAUCACCCAUGACAGCAGCAACAGCAGCAACAACAGCAACAACAACCACUCCAGCAGCAGGAACGACGGUGUUGUCACCCGUCAAUGCAGGAGGAACGACGUCCACCACAGGCCGAAUGCCACGCCCCCCGGCCGUCCAGAGCUUUAAUCUAGGCAACUUUGUUGGCUGUGCUAACGCUGCCCCCUGCACGACCGUCGCCCCAACUCCUAUUUAUUGCGACAUGGCGGGGCCCAGCUCAGAUUGCCUCGUCUUUGAUACCGGGUUUAUGGGGAUGGGAGGCGUCCAUUCGCCCUUUUCUGUCUCCGAGAUCUCGGCGUCAGAUCUUCAGGUUGGGCUAUAACUUAUAAUAAAGUGUCCGCGUGGACGCAUCUACCCCCCUGCUCUUUUCUGCUCUGCGGAUUAUCUAUUCACCCAG